Messenger RNA from Struthio camelus australis, 1755 nucleotides. NCBI's taxonomy places the organism in Eukaryota, Metazoa, Chordata, Aves, Struthioniformes, Struthionidae. The record is from RefSeq and is a predicted model, not a curated record.
GAAGCAGAGCUUAGCUCCUGAUUCGAAAUAGAACAAUAAAUAAACUCCGCUCAGUGCCUGCUGCCGGAAAGUUUGCAAAGUACUGUUGCUACAAACAAGGCUGUGCUUGAUUGCAGGUGACCAUGGCAGACCGAGCUGCAGCUGAAAGAGCAUGCAAAGACCCCAACCCCAUCAUUGAUGGCAGGAAAGCAAAUGUGAACUUGGCAUAUUUGGGAGCAAAACCAAGGAGUAUUCAAACUGGUUUUACCAUAGGUGUGCAGCAGCUACAUCCAGCCUUUAUUCAGAGACCCUUUGGACUCACGCCUCACUAUGUUUACCCUCAAGCUAUCAUUCAGCCCAGCGUGGUGAUCCCUACCCCCGUGCAGUCUAUCACGUCUCCCUACAUUGACUACACCACCGCGAGCCAAGCCUAUUCCCAGUACACCACCGCUGCCUACGACCAGUACCCCUACGCUGCCUCUCCCGCUGCUGGGUUUGUGGGAUACGGCUACACGGGCGCAGUCCAACCACCCCUCACCGCCAGCAAUCCAGCGGCGCCCGCCACGGCUUUCGUUCAGUACCAGCCCCAACAGCUGCAACCUGACCGCAUGCAGUAAGGGCCCUGCCCGCGCGCGCUCGCCACGUAGGACAAUCUGUUACCAUGGAAGGAUGUGACUAUGACAGCAAAAGCAACAACAGCAAAAAAAAGUACAAAAGAAACAAAAAAGGAAAAAAAAAAAAGAAAAAAAAUCCCCUCCCCCUCCCUUUGUUGUCCUCUUUAUUUAGGUGCGUAUCAAUACCUAAGCUAUUUAUAGUGUUAAGGGUAAGCCCAAACCCUUGCAGUAUGACUGUGCUCAUGAAAAAGGACUUUGGUAAGUUUUUUCAGUCUGGACAGAUGUUGUCAUGAAGAUAUUCUUAAAGUGACUGAAAGGUUUUACAGGAAAACUACAGAUUCUUGCACACUUUGCGGUCUGCUUCCAUCACCCGUUGUCUUCUUUCCAGCCCCUACCCCCAUCUGCCCUGUCAGCCCUCCCCUCCUCAUCAAACCUGCAAUCCUCUUAUUUACUGUUGAGGUACAGAGGUACUCGGAGAACAUGGAAAAAAGCAAUCUUAUUUUUUGGUUGUACAAAAACUUUGUAAUACUCAGAGAUGCCUUACAGAAAAAAAGAAACAGAAAAGAAAAAAACUAUUUUUUAAUAUUUAUUGCGAUUUUAUUCGCAUGAGCUGUGAACUGCAGACAGAAGAAUAGUAGUAAGUAUCUGCCUUGUUUAAUUCUCAUUUUACUAAAUUAUUGUAUGUAGGUAAAAGUUCCUAAGUAAUUUCUGAAUCACUUCAACAUGCAAAAGGGAAUAUUGGCUUGAGGAGAGCAGAAUAUUCCUUUAGUCAACGCACUGUACUAUUUUCUUAUUUUAAUUGUUACUCUGUUAAGAUUAUCUCAAAUUUAGGUAUAUUUUUAAAAUGCAAAAAAACAACCAAGAAUACCGAACAUUUUGUCUACUUCGGUAGAUCUUUUGUUAUAAUGCUGCAACCUAUGGAGACAUUUACAGUAUUUAUGUAAAAGAGUUUUGGGGCUGUUGGCCAGCAAAGCUUAGGAGACUAUCAAGAAUGAAUCAAAGGGAAAAAAAAAAAAAAAAAAGGUAUUAUGUCAUUGAACAAAUGGGUGAACAUAACCUUUUUAUGCCUAUAUUGCAACAGCCAAAUAAAGGAAGAGAACAGACAAUGUAAGUUAAGUGCAUUUCUACAAAGAACAGCAAUAAAAUAUUUUAACUUUUAAAA